Molecule: messenger RNA, 1914 nt
Organism: Aricia agestis (brown argus)
Lineage: Eukaryota; Metazoa; Arthropoda; Insecta; Lepidoptera; Lycaenidae
Gene: rngo
Product: protein DDI1 homolog 2
Exons: 10
Coding region: 250-1647 (465 amino acids)
Biological process (GO): proteolysis
Molecular function (GO): protein binding; aspartic-type endopeptidase activity
Source: RefSeq, a predicted model, not a curated record
UUCCUAGCAGCUGCCACCUUUGUGUGUCUAGUUAGAAUUUACGUGGAAUUCAUUCAAUAAACGACCCCAAAAGUUUUAUUUUCGUGUACCGCUAAAAAUUAAAACAUACUUGUGCAUACCCUACAAUGUUUUGGACAGUCACGCCACUUACACCGUAAACAUAAAUUUAACACUUGUAUUUUGGUUUUUGUACAAACCGUAAGCGUAAACCGUAGUAUUUCAGUGUAAGUGUUCGUUACAAUUAACACGAUGAAAGUUACAGUGACUACUUUGAACGAUGAAAUAUUCGUUCUCGACGUUUCUGAGGAUCUCGAGUUGGAGAAUUUUAAGGCGUUUUGUGAAAUAGAGUCUGGUUUUCCAGCGAAAGACAUCAUACUUAAUUUUAAUGGGAAACCCCUUUUGGACGAUAAACUUUCUUUGAAAGACCACGGGGUUCAUGAUGGCGACGUGGUCGUACUACUCCACAUGCUGCAAUCCGCCUCCAAUUUACAAUCAAACGAUGCCAGCCAAGCCUUGCCCACUGGCAUUGCCAACUUAGACUUCAGCAGCAUCCAAGUGCCGAAAGGAGCAAGCAGCUCAAUGUCAGUCAGGAGCCCACCAGUUGAGGAAGAUCCUCGCAUCAUCAGAGAAAUGUUUCUUGCUAAUCCUGAUCAGCUGGCACUCCUCAAACAAAACAAUCCUCGGCUGGCUGAUGCUUUGCUUAGUGGAAAUAUUGAUACAUUCUCCUCUGUUCUUCGAGAACAAGUGGCUGCACGAACUGAACGUCAGCAACAAAGAAUCAGGAUGAUGAAUUCAGAUCCAUUUGAUACGGAGGCUCAGCGGAUGAUAGCGGAAGAGAUCCGACAGAAGAAUAUUGAAGCCAACAUGGAAGCUGCUAUGGAGUAUAAUCCUGAGACAUUCGGGACUGUUGUGAUGCUCUACAUAAACUGCCAUGUUAAUGGGUUCCCCGUGAAAGCCUUCAUAGACUCUGGGGCACAAACAACUAUCAUGUCUGCUGCUUGCGCUGAGAGAUGCAACAUUAUGCGCCUUGUUGAUACUAGAUGGGCAGGCAUUGCCAAAGGUGUCGGUGUGCAGAGGAUUAUAGGACGUAUCCAUAUGGUCCAGAUGAGGAUUGAGAAAGAUUUCCUCACCACAUCCUUCUCGGUUCUAGAAGAACAACCGAUGGAUAUGCUUCUUGGACUAGACAUGCUGAAACGACACCAGUGCAACAUAGACUUGAAGCGGAAUUGUCUGGUGAUUGGCACAACUGGCACUGAGACACCAUUCCUGCCGGAGGCGGAGUUGCCAGAGUGUGCCAGACUAUCUGGCAGCUCGGAGGACGAACUCGUGAACCAGUCAGUCAAGGAACAUGAGGAGAGGCAGAUCAAAGAAGCUCUGGAGAAGUCGAGGCAAGAUGCCGGGACAUUCGGUCAGUCCUCUAGAUCUUCUCAACCCCCCCCAAGCCCCGCUCAGAGCAGCAACCAAAGAGUGGGUCUCGGCAACCCGAACCUAACAAUCUUACCGACUGAUAGAUUUAGCGAGUCCGAUGUUGAGGAAAUUGUGGCGCUAGGAUUUACGAGGGAACAGGCUAUCACCGAGCUCAGGCGAUUCAACGGCGACAAGACGCAUGCGACGGUCGCUCUCUUCGCGAAAUCCCUUAAAUUCUGAUCCUAAGUAUAUGACAAUAUUAUGAUCAAAUAAUUUAUAAGCCCCAUGAGUGUGAUGAGUGAAGACUGAUGACCUUACAAUAAUAAUAUCUAUGGAAGCUUCACACCAGUCAGUUUAGCCCCGUUCUAAGUACCUACUUGUGUUACGGAUACGGUAAUAUAUUUAAUAUUUCAUACUAUGAAAGUAUGGCCUGUCUCGUUUGACGUGAGACAGGCCAUACUUUCGUAAAAAAAUUUUACGUAAAAAAUUUCGCGCCGUUUGUAUGGA